This is a messenger RNA of Triticum turgidum subsp. durum (durum wheat), 948 nucleotides long. Lineage: Eukaryota; Viridiplantae; Streptophyta; Magnoliopsida; Poales; Poaceae. The record is from the annotation of a GenBank genome assembly.
AUGGCCGUCUCCCGCCUCAACCCCGUAGCCUCGCCUUACCUUCCGAUGACACUCGCUUCCACGUGGUGCUACCCCUCUCCUUUCUCCUACCCGCCGUCUCCGCCCCCACUCCCGCCGGCGCACGGGUGGCCUUUUGCCUACGGCGGCGACUGGUGCCACACAGUGGGGAUGCCCUCGUUCCCGCUGCAGACAGCAUAUGGGUACCCCGCUCCAUUGAUGGUGUAUUGCUGCACGGCGCCGCCACCGCCACCGCAAUCGGCGACCCGUUGUCGAAUCACGGAGAUCAUCGAGGAUGGAGGCGAGGUAGCCUCGAAGGAAGAGGUAAGGUACGAGCGUUCCCCGCGCUCCGUCCUCACUCCUUGGAGCAGAGAGCCGCCCACUUCGCCCCUGCUACCGCGAGCGCCGCUUCUGCGUCCCCCGCCGCGUACGUCUUCCGCGGGACCGCGCCGCCUCCAGUGGCCACGCCUCGCCUUCAACCCCAAAGAGAACAACACGUCCCUGAUGAUUCGCAAUAUUCCCAAUAAAUUUAUGAAGAGGAGAUUCAUGGCCAUCCUCGACCAGCACUGCGCCGAGGAGAACGCCAAGCUCGGCCGCGACGGCGAAGGGGUCAGGUCCGAGUACGACUUCCUCUACGUCCCCGUCGACUUCCGGACGAGGUUCAACAAGGGCUACGCCUUCGUGAACAUGACAACGGCGGCGGCGGCGCGGCGGCUCCACGCGCACCUCAACGGCCACCGCUGGGAGGCCGCGGGCUCCAAGAAGGUGUGCGACGUCGUGCACGCGCGCCUGGAGGGGCUGGACGGGCUCGUGGCGCACUUCUCGGCGUCGUGGUUCCCCUGCGGCGGCCGCAAGGAUUUCCUGCCGGUGCGCUUCGAGCCGCCGCGCGACGGCGUACGUUGGACGGCGGAGCACGUGGUCGGCCACCUCCAGCCUCCCCGCUCCUGCUGA